This is a messenger RNA of Clarias gariepinus (North African catfish), 17637 nucleotides long. RefSeq names its product collagen, type VI, alpha 3 (gene col6a3). Bases 297 to 16742 code for a protein of 5481 amino acids. Gene Ontology annotation, molecular function: serine-type endopeptidase inhibitor activity; protein binding. The transcript has 57 exons. The record is from RefSeq and is a predicted model, not a curated record. Lineage: Eukaryota; Metazoa; Chordata; Actinopteri; Siluriformes; Clariidae.
UUGACGUGCCAGCCUCUUCCCUGAAAGAGCUUGGAGUCUUGAUCUUGUCGGUGGGAUCAGUAGACUCAGAUAGCAAUGAAUUGCAGAAGAUCUCAAAUGACCCUAGUUCCACACUGUCAGUGAGAGACUUUACCUACCUCCCCAAUGUGCAAGAGCAGCUGCUCUCCAUUGUUAACGCUGCGCCCAUAGGAGCCACAGGUAUCUCUCCCCCAACACGAGUUGAGACUCAUCUACCAAGAAGAGAUGUUGUAUUCCUCCUGGAUGGUUCACAAGGCAAUAGGAAUGGGUUCCCAGCAAUGAUAGAAUUUGUUCAACGUGUGGUGGAGAGGUUGAACAUAGGCGAGAACAAUGAUCGUGUUUCUGUAGUCCAGUUCAGCAGAGAUGCUAGGAUCCAUUUCUACCUUAACACAUACACAACAAAGGAGGACAUUCUAGGCCAAGUCAGAGGUAUAACACCCAAUGGAGGAGGGCCCGUGAUGAUGGGGGCAGCUCUACAGUAUGUCAAAGACAACAUCUUUACGGCCUCCUCGGGUAGCAGACGCCUGGAAGGGGUACCACAGCUCCUGAUCCUGCUGAGUGGAGGAAGGGCAUAUGACAAUGUGGAUAUCCCCUCCUCAGCACUGAAGGAUCUGGGAGUCUUGAUAUUCGGAAUAGGAUCAGGGGCCUCUGAUAUCAGUGAACUGGAGAGAAUUUCAUUUGAUCCUAAUUUUGCUCUGACUGUGUCAGAUUUCAAAAAUCUCCCAAAUGUCGAAAAGCUAUUAUUGACUUCUAUGGACGCUGUGGCAGUUCCCAUCUCUCCAACGUCCUCACCUUCUCUUGUUGACUCUGAGGUUCCCAGAAAGGAUGUUGUGUUCCUGUUGGAUGGGUCAGAUGGGACUAGGAAUGGCUUUGCUUCCAUGCUUGCCUUUGUAGAAAGACUAGUGGAAAUAUUUAACAUUGAUGACAACAUGGACCGUGUGUCAGUGGUCCAGUACAGUACAAAUGCUGAGGUGCAUUUCGAUCUGAAUUCUUAUUCGACAAGAGAUGAAAUCCUCAAUGCCAUCAGCAAUGUAAAGCACAAAGGCGGAAGACGUGUUAACACAGGGUCAGCUCUCCAGUUUGUGAGAGAAAACGUCUUCACCGCCUCUGCUGGCAGUAGACUUCAACAGGGCGUACCCAAUAUUCUCAUCCUGAUCAGGGGAUCAAGGUCAACCGAUAAUGUUGAUCAGCCGGCCACCGCCUUGAAAGAGAGUGGAGUCUUAAUUUUUGGUGUUGCCACCAGGAAUGUGAGCAGUGAAAUUGAGCGAAUUGCAAAUAGUCCCUUCUAUACUCAAACCGUUUCUGAGCUCUCAGACCUAGCCAGUGUCCCGAAACAAUUUUACACCUCUUUCAGAAGUGCACUUCUUGAUGUAAUGCCAGUGAAACCUACAGUUAUAGUUGAACAAAGAUUUAAGCCGAAGGAUGUCGUAUUCCUUCUGGAUGGGUCCGACGGCACUCGGAAUUCUUUCCCAGCAAUUCGUGAUUUCGUUGAAAGCACUGUGGAGAGAUUAAGUGUAUCAGAGGGGAGAGACCAGGUCUCUGUAGUCCAAUUCAGCAGAGAUCCAGAGGUGCAUUUCUAUCUCAACACAUACGCAGCAAAGGAGAGUGUUCUUAACACGGUUAGAGGCCUGAAUCAUAAGGGAGGGAGACCCCUCAACACGGGAAUGGCUCUGCAGUAUGUGAGAGACAAUGUUUUCACUCCUUCUUCUGGGAGCAGACGUUCACAGGGUGUUCCUCAGGUAUUGAUUUUGCUGAGUGGAGGACGGUCAUUUGAUAACGUUGACGUGCCAGCCUCUUCCCUGAAAGAGCUUGGAGUCUUGAUCUUGUCGGUGGGAUCAGUAGACUCAGAUAGCAAUGAAUUGCAGAAAAUCUCAAAUGACCCUAGAUCCACACUGUCAGUGAGAGACUUUACCUACCUCCCCAAUGUGCAAGAGCAGCUGCUCUCCAUUGUUAACGCUGCGCCCAUAGGAGCCACAGGUAUCUCUCCCCCAACACGAGUUGAGACUCAUCUACCAAGAAGAGAUGUUGUAUUCCUCCUGGAUGGUUCACAAGGCAAUAGGAAUGGGUUCCCAGCAAUGAUAGAAUUUGUUCAACGUGUGGUGGAGAGGUUGAACAUAGGCGAGAACAAUGAUCGUGUUUCUGUAGUCCAGUUCAGCAGAGAUGCUAGGAUCCAUUUCUACCUUAACACAUACACAACAAAGGAGGACAUUCUAGGCCAAGUCAGAGGUAUAACACCCAAUGGAGGAGGGCCCGUGAUGAUGGGGGCAGCUCUACAGUAUGUCAAAGACAACAUCUUUACGGCCUCCUCGGGUAGCAGACGCCUGGAAGGGGUACCACAGCUCCUGAUCCUGCUGAGUGGAGGAAGGGCAUAUGACAAUGUGGAUAUCCCCUCCUCAGCACUGAAGGAUCUGGGAGUCUUGAUAUUCGGAAUAGGAUCAGGGGCCUCUGAUAUCAGUGAACUGGAGAGAAUUUCAUUUGAUCCUAAUUUUGCUCUGACUGUGUCAGAUUUCAAAAAUCUCCCAAAUGUCGAAAAGCUAUUAUUGACUUCUAUGGACGCUGUGGCAGUUCCCAUCUCUCCAACGUCCUCACCUUCUCUUGUUGACUCUGAGGUUCCCAGAAAGGAUGUUGUGUUCCUGUUGGAUGGGUCAGAUGGGACUAGGAAUGGCUUUGCUUCCAUGCUUGCCUUUGUAAAAAAACUAGUGGAAAUAUUUAACAUUGAUGACAACAUGGACCGUGUGUCAGUGGUCCAGUACAGUACAAAUGCUGAGGUGCAUUUCAAUCUGAAUUCUUAUUCGACAAGAGAUGAAAUCCUCAAUGCCAUCAGCAAUGUAAAGCACAAAGGCGGAAGACGUGUUAACACAGGGUCAGCUCUCCAGUUUGUGAGAGAAAACGUCUUCACCGCCUCUGCUGGCAGUAGACUUCAACAGGGCGUACCCAAUAUUCUCAUCCUGAUCAGGGGAUCAAGGUCAACCGAUAAUGUUGAUCAGCCGGCCACCGCCUUGAAAGAGAGUGGAGUCUUAAUUUUUGGUGUUGCCACCAGGAAUGUGAGCAGUGAAAUUGAGCGAAUUGCAAAUAGUCCCUUCUAUACUCAAACCGUUUCUGAGCUCUCAGACCUAGCCAGUGUCCCGAAACAAUUUUACACCUCUUUCAGAAGUGCACUUCUUGAUGUAAUGCCAGUGAAACCUACAGUUAUAGUUGAACAAAGAUUUAAGCCGAAGGAUGUCGUAUUCCUUCUGGAUGGGUCCGACGGCACUCGGAAUUCUUUCCCAGCAAUUCGUGAUUUCGUUGAAAGCACUGUGGAGAGAUUAAGUGUAUCAGAGGGGAGAGACCAGGUCUCUGUAGUCCAAUUCAGCAGAGAUCCAGAGGUGCAUUUCUAUCUCAACACAUACGCAGCAAAGGAGAGUGUUCUUAACACGGUUAGAGGCCUGAAUCAUAAGGGAGGGAGACCCCUCAACACGGGAAUGGCUCUGCAGUAUGUGAGAGACAGUGUUUUCACUCCUUCUUCUGGGAGCAGACGUUCACAGGGUGUUCCUCAGGUAUUGAUUUUGCUGAGUGGAGGAAGGUCAUUUGAUAACGUUGACGUGCCAGCCUCUUCCCUGAAGGAGCUUGGAGUCUUGAUCUUGUCGGUGGGAUCAGUAGACUCAGAUAGCAAUGAAUUGCAGAAGAUCUCAAAUGACCCUAGUUCCACACUGUCAGUGAGAGACUUUACCUACCUCCCCAAUGUGCAAGAGCAGCUGCUCUCCAUUGUUAACGCUGCGCCCAUAGGAGCCACAGGUAUCUUUCCCCCAACACGAGUUGAGACUCAUCUACCAAGAAGAGAUGUUGUAUUCCUCCUGGAUGGUUCACAAGGCAAUAGGAAUGGGUUCCCAGCAAUGAUAGAAUUUGUUCAACGUGUGGUGGAGAGGUUGAACAUAGGCGAGAACAAUGAUCGUGUUUCUGUAGUCCAGUUCAGCAGAGAUGCUAGGAUCCAUUUCUACCUUAACACAUACACAACAAAGGAGGACAUUCUAGGCCAAGUCAGAGGUAUAACACCCAAUGGAGGAGGGCCCGUGAUGAUGGGGGCAGCUCUACAGUAUGUCAAAGACAACAUCUUUACGGCCUCCUCGGGUAGCAGACGCCUGGAAGGGGUACCACAGCUCCUGAUCCUGCUGAGUGGAGGAAGGGCAUAUGACAAUGUGGAUAUCCCCUCCUCAGCACUGAAGGAUCUGGGAGUCUUGAUAUUCGGAAUAGGAUCAGGGGCCUCUGAUAUCAGUGAACUGGAGAGAAUUUCAUUUGAUCCUAAUUUUGCUCUGACUGUGUCAGAUUUCAAAAAUCUCCCAAAUGUCGAAAAGCUAUUAUUGACUUCUAUGGACGCUGUGGCAGUUCCCAUCUCUCCAACGUCCUCACCUUCUCUUGUUGACUCUGAGGUUCCCAGAAAGGAUGUUGUGUUCCUGUUGGAUGGGUCAGAUGGGACUAGGAAUGGCUUUGCUUCCAUGCUUGCCUUUGUAAAAAGACUAGUGGAAAUAUUUAACAUUGAUGACAACAUGGACCGUGUGUCAGUGGUCCAGUACAGUACAAAUGCUGAGGUGCAUUUCGAUCUAAAUUCUUAUUCAACAAGAGAUGAAAUCCUCAAUGCCAUCAGCAAUGUAAAGCACAAAGGCGGAAGACGUGUUAACACAGGGUCAGCUCUCCAGUUUGUGAGAGAAAACGUCUUCACCGCCUCUGCUGGCAGUAGACUUCAACAGGGUGUACCCAAUAUUCUCAUCCUGAUCAGGGGAUCGAGGUCAACCGAUAAUGUUGAUCAGCCGGCCACCGCCUUGAAAGAGAGUGGAGUCUUAAUUUUUGGUGUUGCCACCAGGAAUGUGAGCAGUGAAAUUGAGCGAAUUGCAAAUAGUCCUUUCUAUACUCAAACCGUUUCUGAGCUCUCAGACCUAGCCAGUGUCCCGAAACAAUUUUACACCUCUUUCAGAAGUGCACUUCUUGAUGUAAUGCCAGUGAAACCUACAGUUAUAGUUGAACAAAGAUUUAAGCCGAAGGAUGUCGUAUUCCUUCUGGAUGGGUCCGACGGCACUCGGAAUUCUUUCCCAGCAAUUCGUGAUUUCGUUGAAAGCACUGUGGAGAGAUUAAGUGUAUCAGAGGGGAGAGACCAGGUCUCUGUAGUCCAAUUCAGCAGAGAUCCAGAGGUGCAUUUCUAUCUCAACACAUACGCAGCAAAGGAGAGUGUUCUUAACACGGUUAGAGGCCUGAAUCAUAAGGGAGGGAGACCCCUCAACACGGGAAUGGCUCUGCAGUAUGUGAGAGACAAUGUUUUCACUCCUUCUUCUGGGAGCAGACGUUCACAGGGUGUUCCUCAGGUAUUGAUUUUGCUGAGUGGAGGAAGGUCAUUUGAUAACGUUGACGUGCCAGCCUCUUCCCUGAAAGAGCUUGGAGUCUUGAUCUUGUCGGUGGGAUCAGUAGACUCAGAUAGCAAUGAAUUGCAGAAGAUCUCAAAUGACCCUAGUUCCACACUGUCAGUGAGAGACUUUACCUACCUCCCCAAUGUGCAAGAGCAGCUGCUCUCCAUUGUUAACGCUGCGCCCAUAGGAGCCACAGGUAUCUCUCCCCCAACACGAGUUGAGACUCAUCUACCAAGAAGAGAUGUUGUAUUCCUCCUGGAUGGUUCACAAGGCAAUAGGAAUGGGUUCCCAGCAAUGAUAGAAUUUGUUCAACGUGUGGUGGAGAGGUUGAACAUAGGCGAGAACAAUGAUCGUGUUUCUGUAGUCCAGUUCAGCAGAGAUGCUAGGAUCCAUUUCUACCUUAACACAUACACAACAAAGGAGGACAUUCUAGGCCAAGUCAGAGGUAUAACACCCAAUGGAGGAGGGCCCGUGAUGAUGGGGGCAGCUCUACAGUAUGUCAAAGACAACAUCUUUACGGCCUCCUCGGGUAGCAGACGCCUGGAAGGGGUACCACAGCUCCUGAUCCUGCUGAGUGGAGGAAGGGCAUAUGACAAUGUGGAUAUCCCCUCCUCAGCACUGAAGGAUCUGGGAGUCUUGAUAUUCGGAAUAGGAUCAGGGGCCUCUGAUAUCAGUGAACUGGAGAGAAUUUCAUUUGAUCCUAAUUUUGCUCUGACUGUGUCAGAUUUCAAAAAUCUCCCAAAUGUCGAAAAGCUAUUAUUGACUUCUAUGGACGCUGUGGCAGUUCCCAUCUCUCCAACGUCCUCACCUUCUCUUGUUGACUCUGAGGUUCCCAGAAAGGAUGUUGUGUUCCUGUUGGAUGGGUCAGAUGGGACUAGGAAUGGCUUUGCUUCCAUGCUUGCCUUUGUAAAAAGACUAGUGGAAAUAUUUAACAUUGAUGACAACAUGGACCGUGUGUCAGUGGUCCAGUACAGUACAAAUGCUGAGGUGCAUUUCGAUCUGAAUUCUUAUUCGACAAGAGAUGAAAUCCUCAAUGCCAUCAGCAAUGUAAAGCACAAAGGCGGAAGACGUGUUAACACAGGGUCAGCUCUCCAGUUUGUGAGAGAAAACGUCUUCACCGCCUCUGCUGGCAGUAGACUUCAACAGGGUGUACCCAAUAUUCUCAUCCUGAUCAGGGGAUCAAGGUCAACCGAUAAUGUUGAUCAGCCGGCCACCGCCUUGAAAGAGAGUGGAGUCUUAAUUUUUGGUGUUGCCACCAGGAAUGUGAGCAGUGAAAUUGAGCGAAUUGCAAAUAGUCCCUUCUAUACUCAAACCGUUUCUGAGCUCUCAGACCUAGCCAGUGUCCCGAAACAAUUUUACACCUCUUUCAGAAGUGCACUUCUUGAUGUAAUGCCAGUGAAACCUACAGUUAUAGUUGAACAAAGAUUUAAGCCGAAGGAUGUCGUAUUCCUUCUGGAUGGGUCCGACGGCACUCGGAAUUCUUUCCCAGCAAUUCGUGAUUUCGUUGAAAGCACUGUGGAGGGAUUAAGUGUAUCAGAGGGGAGAGACCAGGUCUCUGUAGUCCAAUUCAGCAGAGAUCCAGAGGUGCAUUUCUAUCUCAACACAUACGCAGCAAAGGAGAGUGUUCUUAACACGGUUAGAGGCCUGAAUCAUAAGGGAGGGAGACCCCUCAACACGGGAAUGGCUCUGCAGUAUGUGAGAGACAGUGUUUUCACUCCUUCUUCUGGGAGCAGACGUUCACAGGGUGUUCCUCAGGUAUUGAUUUUGCUGAGUGGAGGAAGGUCAUUUGAUAACGUUGACGUGCCAGCCUCUUCCCUGAAAGAGCUUGGAGUCUUGAUCUUGUCGGUGGGAUCAGUAGACUCAGAUAGCAAUGAAUUGCAGAAGAUCUCAAAUGACCCUAGUUCCACACUGUCAGUGAGAGACUUUACCUACCUCCCCAAUGUGCAAGAGCAGCUGCUCUCCAUUGUUAACGCUGCGCCCAUAGGAGCCACAGGUAUCUCUCCCCCAACACGAGUUGAGACUCAUCUACCAAGAAGAGAUGUUGUAUUCCUCCUGGAUGGUUCACAAGGCAAUAGGAAUGGGUUCCCAGCAAUGAUAGAAUUUGUUCAACGUGUGGUGGAGAGGUUGAACAUAGGCGAGAACAAUGAUCGUGUUUCUGUAGUCCAGUUCAGCAGAGAUGCUAGGAUCCAUUUCUACCUUAACACAUACACAACAAAGGAGGACAUUCUAGGCCAAGUCAGAGGUAUAACACCCAAUGGAGGAGGGCCCGUGAUGAUGGGGGCAGCUCUACAGUAUGUCAAAGACAACAUCUUUACGGCCUCCUCGGGUAGCAGACGCCUGGAAGGGGUACCACAGCUCCUGAUCCUGCUGAGUGGAGGAAGGGCAUAUGACAAUGUGGAUAUCCCCUCCUCAGCACUGAAGGAUCUGGGAGUCUUGAUAUUCGGAAUAGGAUCAGGGGCCUCUGAUAUCAGUGAACUGGAGAGAAUUUCAUUUGAUCCUAAUUUUGCUCUGACUGUGUCAGAUUUCAAAAAUCUCCCAAAUGUCGAAAAGCUAUUAUUGACUUCUAUGGACGCUGUGGCAGUUCCCAUCUCUCCAACGUCCUCACCUUCUCUUGUUGACUCUGAGGUUCCCAGAAAGGAUGUUGUGUUCCUGUUGGAUGGGUCAGAUGGGACUAGGAAUGGCUUUGCUUCCAUGCUUGCCUUUGUAAAAAGACUAGUGGAAAUAUUUAACAUUGAUGACAACAUGGACCGUGUGUCAGUGGUCCAGUACAGUACAAAUGCUGAGGUGCAUUUCGAUCUGAAUUCUUAUUCGACAAGAGAUGAAAUCCUCAAUGCCAUCAGCAAUGUAAAGCACAAAGGCGGAAGACGUGUUAACACAGGGUCAGCUCUCCAGUUUGUGAGAGAAAACGUCUUCACCGCCUCUGCUGGCAGUAGACUUCAACAGGGUGUACCCAAUAUUCUCAUCCUGAUCAGGGGAUCAAGGUCAACCGAUAAUGUUGAUCAGCCGGCCACCGCCUUGAAAGAGAGUGGAGUCUUAAUUUUUGGUGUUGCCACCAGGAAUGUGAGCAGUGAAAUUGAGCGAAUUGCAAAUAGUCCCUUCUAUACUCAAACCGUUUCUGAGCUCUCAGACCUAGCCAGUGUCCCGAAACAAUUUUACACCUCUUUCAGAAGUGCACUUCUUGAUGUAAUGCCAGUGAAACCUACAGUUAUAGUUGAACAAAGAUUUAAGCCGAAGGAUGUCGUAUUCCUUCUGGAUGGGUCCGACGGCACUCGGAAUUCUUUCCCAGCAAUUCGUGAUUUCGUUGAAAGCACUGUGGAGAGAUUAAGUGUAUCAGAGGGGAGAGACCAGGUCUCUGUAGUCCAAUUCAGCAGAGAUCCAGAGGUGCAUUUCUAUCUCAACACAUACGCAGCAAAGGAGAGUGUUCUUAACACGGUUAGAGGCCUGAAUCAUAAGGGAGGGAGACCCCUCAACACGGGAAUGGCUCUGCAGUAUGUGAGAGACAGUGUUUUCACUCCUUCUUCUGGGAGCAGACGUUCACAGGGUGUUCCUCAGGUAUUGAUUUUGCUGAGUGGAGGAAGGUCAUUUGAUAACGUUGACGUGCCAGCCUCUUCCCUGAAAGAGCUUGGAGUCUUGAUCUUGUCGGUGGGAUCAGUAGACUCAGAUAGCAAUGAAUUGCAGAAGAUCUCAAAUGACCCUAGUUCCACACUGUCAGUGAGAGACUUUACCUACCUCCCCAAUGUGCAAGAGCAGCUGCUCUCCAUUGUUAACGCUGCGCCCAUAGGAGCCACAGGUAUCUCUCCCCCAACACGAGUUGAGACUCAUCUACCAAGAAGAGAUGUUGUAUUCCUCCUGGAUGGUUCACAAGGCAAUAGGAAUGGGUUCCCAGCAAUGAUAGAAUUUGUUCAACGUGUGGUGGAGAGGUUGAACAUAGGCGAGAACAAUGAUCGUGUUUCUGUAGUCCAGUUCAGCAGAGAUGCUAGGAUCCAUUUCUACCUUAACACAUACACAACAAAGGAGGACAUUCUAGGCCAAGUCAGAGGUAUAACACCCAAUGGAGGAGGGCCCGUGAUGAUGGGGGCAGCUCUACAGUAUGUCAAAGACAACAUCUUUACGGCCUCCUCGGGUAGCAGACGCCUGGAAGGGGUACCACAGCUCCUGAUCCUGCUGAGUGGAGGAAGGGCAUAUGACAAUGUGGAUAUCCCCUCCUCAGCACUGAAGGAUCUGGGAGUCUUGAUAUUCGGAAUAGGAUCAGGGGCCUCUGAUAUCAGUGAACUGGAGAGAAUUUCAUUUGAUCCUAAUUUUGCUCUGACUGUGUCAGAUUUCAAAAAUCUCCCAAAUGUCGAAAAGCUAUUAUUGACUUCUAUGGACGCUGUGGCAGUUCCCAUCUCUCCAACGUCCUCACCUUCUCUUGUUGACUCUGAGGUUCCCAGAAAGGAUGUUGUGUUCCUGUUGGAUGGGUCAGAUGGGACUAGGAAUGGCUUUGCUUCCAUGCUUGCCUUUGUAAAAAGACUAGUGGAAAUAUUUAACAUUGAUGACAACAUGGACCGUGUGUCAGUGGUCCAGUACAGUACAAAUGCUGAGGUGCAUUUCGAUCUGAAUUCUUAUUCGACAAGAGAUGAAAUCCUCAAUGCCAUCAGCAAUGUAAAGCACAAAGGCGGAAGACGUGUUAACACAGGGUCAGCUCUCCAGUUUGUGAGAGAAAACGUCUUCACCGCCUCUGCUGGCAGUAGACUUCAACAGGGUGUACCCAAUAUUCUCAUCCUGAUCAGGGGAUCAAGGUCAACCGAUAAUGUUGAUCAGCCGGCCACCGCCUUGAAAGAGAGUGGAGUCUUAAUUUUUGGUGUUGCCACCAGGAAUGUGAGCAGUGAAAUUGAGCGAAUUGCAAAUAGUCCUUUUUAUACUCAGACUGUUUCUAAGCUCUCAGACCUAGCCAGUGUCCCGAAACAAUUUUACACCUCUUUCAGAAGUGCACUUCUUGAUGUAAUGCCAGUGAACCCUACAGUUAUAGUGUCUCAGGGACCCAGAAGAGAUAUUAUCUUUUUGGUUGAUGGAUCUGAUGGUAUUGGGAGAGAGUUUCCCAUUAUCCAGCAAUUUGUUCGUGAAGUUGUAGAGACCCUAGAUGUAGGUGAAAACAAAAUUCGAGUAAGUGUAGUGCAGUAUGGAGACACUCCACAAGUGGAUUUCUAUCUCAAUUCCCACAGGACCAAAGAGGAGGUCUUGAAUGCCCUCCAGGCACUCAGACAACGCGGAGGUAGAAAGCGUAACCUGGGCAGGGCAUUUGAUCAUAUUCGUCUUAAUUUAUUGGAUUCUGCUCGUGGGAGCAGGAGGCAAGAGGGUGUCCCACAGUUACUGAUAGUAAUCUCAGGAGGAAAAGCAACAGAUAAUGUAGAAACAUCAGUAACUUCACUGAAACAGUCAGGAGUUGUAUCUUUCAGUAUAGGGACGAGAGACACUGGCAGUCGAGAGCUUCAGUUGGUCUCCUAUGCGCCUAGAUUUGCUUACUUAGUAGAUGAUUUGCCUGGCCUUUACACUGUCAAAGAUCAACUCAGCACCACUGUGACAGAAUUAUCUGAUGAAGAACUGAGGACACUGCAACCAGUUUAUCCCACAGUAACAACAGUGUCAACUGGAGAGAAGAAGGAUGUGGUCUUCCUGAUUGAUGGAACAACUAUGAUGCAGAGAGACUUCCCUGCUAUACAACAGACGAUUUUGAACAUUGCAGAGAAUCUAGAUGUUGGAUUAAACAAGGUGAGGAUUUCAGUAGUACAGUACAGUGAAGACCCAAAAUUGGAGUUCCUUCUUAAUGAGCACUCAACCAAGGAAGAGGUACGCCAGGCAGUGAGAAGAAUGAGACUUAAAGGAGGCAGAAUACUUAAUACUGGCCAAGCACUGAACUGGGUCUCAAGGAACAUCUACCAGAGAUCAGCUGGCAGUCGAAUUGAAGAAGGUGUGCCACAGUUUCUUAUCCUAGUCACUGGAGGAAAGUCCAAUGAUGAUGUAUCUGGUCCUGCUAACCAGCUGAAGUUGAGUUAUGUAGCUCCUAUGGCUGUUGGGUCUGGAAAUGCUGAUUCUGAAGAGCUAAAACUAAUUUCCUUAAGACCAGGAGAUGCACACAUCAUUAGAAACUUCCAACAAAAACCAGGAUUGGAACAACGACUUUUGACAGCAGUUAACACACUGACACCAGCAGAAAUCCGAGAAGCUGUACAAACUAUGGAUAUAGGUUUGGAUCUUGGAAAAAAGGACAUUAUUUUCCUAAUUGAUGGUUCUGAUAGUGUUGGUACAAGUGGAAUUGCUCACAUCCGUGACUUUAUAUUAAAGAUCAUCCAACAAGUCAAUGUGCAGCCUGACCAAGUGCGUGUGGCUGUGGUACAGUAUGCAGAGAGACCCAAGACCGAGUUCUCACUUGUGUCCCAUAGCAACAAGAAGUCAGUCAUUUCAGCUAUUAAGCGAUUGCGUCACAUGGGUGGUCGUGGUGGAAACUUAGCCAAUGCAAUUCAGUAUGUAAUUGAUAAUGAAUUAAAGGAAUCUAAAGGAGCUCGACUGGACACAGCCUCUCAGCAUUUGGUGGUGCUCACAGGUGGAAGGUCAACCUCUGAUGUCUCUUCUUAUGGACCAAUUCUCAAAAAAUCCCAGGUUAAGUGUAUGGGAAUUGGUGCUGGGGCAGCGGAUUCAAGACAACUUAGUCAGAUUGCGACUACACCAGAUGAUGUCUUCCAAGUGGCAACCUUCCCAGCACUGCCAAAUAUAGAGAACCAAUUUAUUGCAAGGCUCAGUGGAACUGUGGUGAUUACAACCACUGUGGCUCCCACACCUUCUGGUCCAAAGCCAAAGCUUGGUGACAUUGUUUUCUUGGUUGACGGUUCGAUAAACCUUGGGAAGGAAAAUUUCGAUACGACCAUGACCUUUAUCAGAGAGCUUAUUGAUCUCUUUGUCACAGAGAAUGACAGCUUCCAGAUUGGCUUGGCACACUAUGCCACUGAUGUCACAGAUGAUUUCUACUUAAAUACAUAUAAUAACAAAGAUGACAUCUUGGAGGCUAUCAGCAAAACUGAGUACAAGGGUGGUUUUAAAAUUAACACAGGUAAUGCCAUUAGGCAUGUUCACCAAACACACUUUGUGAAGGAGAAAGGUAGUCGGAAGGAUGAGGGAGUCCCUCAGAUCCUAAUGUUGGUGACGGGUGGACGUUCACAAGAUGAUGGAAAAUCAGCAGCACUGGCCCUUAAAAAUGCAGGUGUCCGUGUCUAUGCAAUUGGUGUGGGUGACCUUGAAAAUGAGCUCAAUGACUUGGCCAGUGAGUCUACCACAGUGGCCCGGGCCAGUACCUUCCAGGAGCUUUCAGAACUGAAUGAGCGGAUUUUGGACACACUUGUAGAUGAUGUCAUGGGAAAACUUUGUACAGGAGUGAAAGAUGUAACAAAGGCUUGCAACUUGGAUGUCCUUGUGGGCUUUGAUGUGGCUGGUCAGAACAUCUUUACAUCUCAAAGAUCAUUGGAGUCCAAGAUGGCUGCCAUUCUGCAGCGAAUUACUCAGUUGCAGGCUAUUAGCUGUUCUUCUGGUCAAGUUCCAUCAGUACAGGUGGCUAUAUCGGCAUUGGACUCUGCUCAGGAGCCUGUUCAUGUGGAGUUUACUGAUAACCAUUCCAAGCUCAUUGAGUCCUUCAGGUCCUUACACAACCGUGGACCAUAUUUCUUGAAUGACAAGACAAUUGAUGUAUAUGCUGCAAGGUUUAAGGAGCGUCCUUCAGACAGAGUUAAGGUUGUAAUACACCUCACUGAAGGAUUGAAUGCCAAGUAUAAUGUAAUGAAAGAGCGAGUGGAGCAGAUGCGAAUUUCAGGAGUCAAUGCUUUUAUCUUGGUUGGUCUCGAGGGGGUAAAAGACUUUGAGAAUGCAGUGUUACUGGAAUUUGGACGGGGCUUUAGGUCCAAACCUUUGCGUAUGAAUCUAAUGGACUUGGACUAUGAACUGCUAGAGGAAUUAGAUAAUAUUGCUGAAAUGGAGUGUUGCUCAGUCCCAUGCAAGUGCACAGGCCAGAGAGGCUACAGAGGAGGUUUUGGUCCUCCAGGAUUAAAGGGAUCACCUGGAAACCAAGGCUACCCUGGACAUCCUGGUGAUGAAGGUGGACCGGGAGAAAGAGGUCCUCCAGGUAUUAAUGGAACUCAAGGUUUUCAAGGAUGUCCAGGACCAAGAGGUCAAAAGGGUGCACAUGGAUACAAUGGUGAAAAGGGGGAAGUUGGAGAGAUUGGUUUGGAUGGCAUCAACGGAGAAGAGGGCAAAGCUGGAGUUGUUGGACCACCAGGUGACAGAGGCAACUAUGGGCAAAGGGGUCCUAAAGGUGCGAAAGGCCAGAAAGGAGAUGGGGGCCAGACUGGAAUUCGAGGAGAUCCAGGCGUUUCAGGAAAGGAUAAUACCCAAAGAGGACCGAAAGGAGAUCCAGGCGAUGCUGGGCCACCGGGUCAACCUGGAGAAGACGGCAAGAAGGGAGGUCCAGGAGAAGCAGGGAGACGGGGUUCUGACGGUAGAAGGGGUCCACCUGGGCAAGCUGGUCCUGUUGGAAAGCCUGGAGCGGAUGGUCUUGCUGGAGAGCCUGGAAUAGGAGGAUCAAGAGGUCCCAGCGGACCAGUUGGAACACCAGGGUCCAGGGGAGAGGAUGGCAAUCCAGGACCAAGAGGCGCAGGAGGAGCCCCAGGACCAGCCGGGGAAAAGGGACGACGUGGUGUGGUUGGUCGGAAGGGUGAACCUGGAGACCCAGGACCUAAGGGUGCUAUAGGACCACCAGGACCCAGAGGAGAGCCUGGAGACGAUGGGCGGGAUGGCUUUGGACUACCUGGUCCUAAAGGAAGGAAGGGAGAUGAAGGUUUCCCUGGAUACCCAGGUCUAAAGGGGGCAGCUGGUGAUUCUGGAACCGGUGGGGGACCUGGACCCAAAGGAAACAGUGGCCAAAGAGGUGUUGCAGGCGGUGUUGGUGACCCUGGGCAGAAGGGGGAUGACGGACAUCCCGGUCCUUAUGGGCCAAAAGGACCAAGAGGAUUGAGCAGAUCAACUUGUGACUUGGUCAAGAAAAUUAGAGAUAACUGUCCAUGCUGUUAUGGAGCUCACGAAUGUCCUUUGUAUCCCACUGAGCUGGCUUUUGCCAUGGAUGCAUCGUCUGGUGUGACAAAAGAUAAUUUUGACGGCAUGAAGGACGUUGUCCUGCGUCUGGUGAAUGACAUUACCAUCACUGAGAGCAACUGUCCACGAGGAGCUCGAGUGGCACUAACUCUCUACAACAGUGAGGUAACCACUGAUGUCCGCUUCUCUGAUUCGUUGAGAAAAAGUGCACUGAUGGAACGGGUGCAAGGCUUACAGGCUCUCAGGACAAGCAAGAAACGCAACUUAGAAGCAGCCAUAAACUUUGUGGCCCAAAACACCUUUAAGAGGGUGCGAAGUGGCUUCUUGAUGCGCAAGCUGGCUGUGUUCCUUGUGAAUGAAGCUGUGGAAUUCAACAAAGAGCUAAACAAUGCUGCUUUGCGACUCUUUGACGCUGGAAUCACCACUUUCUUCCUCAUGCCUCGUCCACCAAGAAAAGACCUGCAGGUAAAUAACACUGUAUUAGCCUAUUUUAAGGAGCUGCCAACUCCAGGAACAGCAAAUUACGAAGCAAAAAUCAAGGAGAUACUUGACUGCCAAAUCUGCUUCGACACCUGCAACCCUAAUCCGGUGUGUGAUAUUAGGCUUCCAGGGGCCUCUAGGGGAAAAAGGGCCCCGACCACAGACUUAGAUGUUGACAUGGCUUUCCUUAUUGAUAGCUCUGAAAGCACUUGGCCAAAUAUCUUUACAGAAAUGAAACGGUACAUUGCUGAAAUGGUGAGUCACCUGGAGAUCGCAACAGAACCAGCUACAAGCAGCCAUCACGGUAGAGUCGCCUUGGUCCAGCAUUGCCCGUAUGAGUAUUUGCACAAUGAUAGCAACAUUCCUAUAAGCACGGCUUUCAGCCUGACAGACCACAAGUCAGUUCAUGAUAUCCAGAGCUUCCUACUGAACAAAGUGCAGCAACUUGAAGGGGGCCGUGCUCUGGCAGAAGCUCUGGAGAGUACAGUGGAGCGUGUGUUUGAGAAAGCACCGCAUCCACGCCAGCUGAAGGUGCUUGUUCUGCUUGUGACUGGGUCGGUGCAAGAAAAUAAAGAGAAGCUGCUGAAGGCUGCCAUUGAUGUCAAAUGCAAAGGUUAUUUCAUUGUGGUCUUAGCAGUGGGUAAGCAGCUGAGUGCUGGAGAUGCUCAUAUCCUGGCCCAGAUGGCUAGCGAACCCUCAGAUGUUUUCUACAAGCGUGUAGAUGGACCUCUAGGCUUCUAUGAUGACCACCUUCAGAGGUUUGCGCAACUACUGCCCAAGUACCUUAGCUUAAAGGAUGCCUUCUACAUGUCUGCUGAAGUCUCAAAGAACUGCCAAGAGUACCAAAGUGACCAACCAAGCAGGUCCCAAAACACUUACAAGAACAACAAUAAACACCACGAGCAGAAACAGAAGGAAGAUGAGGAACAUAAACAUAAAGAAUUAAAUGCCGAGGACCCACACCUUGUCAACGUUACCUCCAAAAGUUUCACGUUGGUGUGGGUCAAUGAUGAUUCAAAAGCGAUUCGUGAGGUUACUGUCACCCACCUAAAGGAUCAUCGCAUAAUACUGCAGAGGAACGUGACCGGCCCCCAUCUUACACUCCAAGACUUGGAACCCAGUCAAACCUAUCAUGUUGUGGUCAUUGGACGCAGUUUCAAAGACAAGGUUACCCACAACUAUAAAGGCCUAAUCACCACAAAAGCAGAGGUUCCUGCGAGUGUUGCCACAGGUAACGCGAGUGGGAUCGUAGCAACCGUACCACUGAGUAAACCAGAGACUGUUAAUGAGUUUGCAGACCCAUGCUCACUUGACUUUGACACUGGACUACCAUGCAAAGACUAUGAGGCUAAGUGGUACUUUGACAAAAAGAAUGGAUUCUGUGUCGAGUUCUGGUAUGGAGGUUGUGGAGGCAAUGAAAAUAGGUUUGAGACUGAGGCACAAUGCCUUAAACACUGCAUCAAUACAGCGGACCUGCACCCACAGCAGAGUGUCGACAAGAUCAAAUUAGAGGAGCCUCCAGCUGUGGCUCCCCAGCUUUCAGUGAUGGACCUCUGCAAGCUUCCCAAGGAGGAAGGCACCUGUGCUCAGUUUGUCCUCAAGUGGCAUUAUGACUCCGUCAGCAAGAGCUGUACACGAUUCUGGUAUGGAGGCUGCGGUGGUAACCUGAAUCGAUUCGACACACAGAAGGAGUGUGAAAAAGCAUGUGGAAAUGCAGCUGCUGUUCAGGCCCCCAUCAUUCCUACAGUCAGCACAUGAAGGGACACUGUUGAUUUAAGGGUCACCUCUGAGGACACACUUACCAAAACCAAGUUGCCUGCACUGGAUUCUUCCAGAGGAAACCUUUAACCUUCUUUCUUUUCUUUUUGGGAAAAAAAGCCAAACAGGUCAUUGCAUGAUGUUUUUGUACUGGUGCUAGAUAUUUUUGUUUUGUUUUGUUUUUGUUUGUUUUUCAUUUUUCCCCAAAUACAUUACAGUGUCUAAAUAGCUAAAACCCAGGACAAAAGAUAUUUUGUUAUUGCUGUUUUUUUUGUUUUUCUUUACAUGUAUGAACUGCUUAAUGAAAGCUUAUCAUUAUUCCUUUUUGGGGCUAUAGGGAUCACCUCAUGUGUGUGUGUGUGUGUGUGUGUGUGUGUGUAUGUGUGUGUGUGUGUGAGAGAGAGAGAGAGAGAGAGAGAGAGAGAGACUGUGUGUGGUUUGUUUAGUAUUUUCCUAGUUUUAAGACAUUAAUGUACGUUGUAUCUCACUAGACGCUCUCAAGCCGUCAUUACGCUUCUCACUGCUUGUUUGCACAAAGUCUCUUCGCAUUCUCUGUUCAGAUGUUGAAAUCACGCUCAUUCAUGAAAGAUUGAAAUGUUUUAUUAAAAGCAUCUAUUCUGAAUGUUACUCUUCUGAUUUAUGCAUUUGGUGUUUAAAUAAAUCUGGCAGUGUCUAAUUAGAUCAUCCUCUCGAUGUAUAAGGUCACCACUAUUAAAUACUUUAAAUACUGGAAAAGUGCAAAACAGAAUUCACCCUGACUCGGUUUCGUGCCUGUCGAUGUGUGUGUGUGUGUUUGUGUUUGUGUGUGUGAUGUGUGUGUGUAAGGUAAAAAUUUUUUUCACCUUUGUGUUUCACAAAGAAAUCAGAAGACGUUAAUAAAUUAGUCUUUACACUA